Molecule: messenger RNA, 2505 nt
Organism: Chiloscyllium plagiosum (whitespotted bambooshark)
Lineage: Eukaryota; Metazoa; Chordata; Chondrichthyes; Orectolobiformes; Hemiscylliidae
Gene: pde12
Product: phosphodiesterase 12
Biological process (GO): nuclear-transcribed mRNA catabolic process, deadenylation-dependent decay
Cellular component (GO): mitochondrion
Molecular function (GO): 3'-5'-RNA exonuclease activity
Source: RefSeq, a predicted model, not a curated record
UGUAAUUUCGCUCCACAGAAUGUAUUUAGUAUUUUAAUGUAUUUCUAAUCGGAAGCUGAUAUCUUUUCUGUUGGGGAUCCCACGGCAGAGCUGGGCCCCAUGUGCGGCCUGGUCGGUGUCGCCGUCCGCUCUCUGCCCUCAGCCGGUUUGCAGCGGCUCGCUGCCCGCUUCUCCUCGAGCCGGAGCCGGAGGCCGAGCGCGGGCUCGGCGGCCAUGCAGACCGCUGUUGUCCGCUGUGUCCCCACCGAGACCAAGUUGACCAUCUCGCUGCGGCUGGGGCCCGAGGGAGGAAGCCAGCGGCAUCUGCAGCGGGAGCAGAGCGAGAGCCUGCAAACUGCGCUCGGCCGCAUCGCCCACAACCUGGUCAAAGCUCAGGCCAAGAAAACCAAGAAAGGCCGCAAAGAGGCGGCCUCGGCCCAGGCCCCAGCUCAGGCCUCGGCCCCUCCUGUGACCCUGUACCAGGGAGAACAACCGGUUCCCGGGGACACGAGUAACGCCGAGGCCUGGCAGGAUGGAGCUAUCUUACAGGUGGGCGAGUCCAGGUACCGAGUGGAGAGAAACCCGCCCAGUCUGACCCAGCUGCGGUUACCCACCUCCAUCCUGGCCGGCUUCCCGGUCUGCCCCAAGGUGGAGGUGGAGUUCGGCGAGGCCUCGCACUCGUUGUUCGAGUGGUGGCUGAAGGAGGCGAGCGGUAGCUGGGAACCAGCGGCUAACGGCCGGGUCUUCACCCCGAGCAACGGCCACAUCGGCCUGAAGCUCAAGCUGAGAUGUCACCCGGGCGACGGGCGGCGUUUCGGGGCGCCGGUGGAGCUGGAGAGUGACGGCGUGGUGGAGGCCGGCCCCGGGGCUUGUACCUUCGACAGCCGCCAGUGGCUCACCCGCCGGGCCCCGGAGGAACCGCUGCUCCGCGUGGUUUCUUACAACAUCCUGGCCGACGUGUACGCUCAGACCGAGCUCUCCAAGAACACCCUGUACCCUUACUGUCCCCCCUAUGCACUCGAGCUCGAUUACAGGCAGAACCUCAUCAAAAAAGAGCUCAGUGGCUACAACGCCGACAUCAUCUGUCUCCAGGAGGUGGACAAGAGUGUUUUUACCAACAGCUUGUCCCCGGCCCUUGAUGCUUUCGGCUUUCAAGGAGCAUUUCGCAUCAAAGAGAAGCAACACGAAGGCCUAGCAACUUUCUUCAGAGCCUCCAAGUACCGGCUGCUAAGUCAGCAUGAUGUGACCUUGAGCGAGGCUUUAGUUUCGGACCCUUUACACACCGAGAUUUUGGAAAAGAUUUCUACGAAUCCUCAAGUUAAAGAAAAAGUCUUGCAAAGAUCAACCACUCUCCAGGUUUGUGUACUUGAGUCUCUUGAAGAUUCAUCAAAGAAGUUGUGUAUUGGUAAUACUCAUCUUUACUGGCAUCCAAAAGGAGGCCACAUUCGCCUUAUCCAGAUAGCAAUUGCCUUUCGUCACCUUCAACAUGUUACAGAAAUGCACCCUGAUACACCAGUAAUAUUUUGUGGUGACUUCAACAGCACCCCAGACACGGGCUUGUAUGAAUUUGUCAUCAAGGGACAUAUUUCUGCUGAUCAUCCCGACUGGACUUCAAAUGGCGAGGAAGAACGUUGCAGCAUGUCACUUAUGCACUUCUUUAAAUUAAAAAGUGCUUGUGGAGAGCCUGCUUACACAAAUUAUGUGGGUGGCUUCCAGGGUUGUCUGGACUACAUUUUUGCAGAUAUGAAUAUGUUUGAAGUUUUUCAGGUUAUUCCUUUUCCAAGUCACGAGGAAGUCAUCUGCCAUUUGGCUCUGCCAAGUGUUUCACACCCAUCAGAUCAUAUUGCACUUAUCUGUGAUCUAAAGUGCAAAUAAAUUAUGAUAAAUUGUGGGCCUACUGCAACUUUAGCUACUAAUAAGGCUGGUCCAUUGUAUGAGGUUAUACAUUUCAUAACUGUUAACUUCGAGAAGUUGUCAGUAUCUAUAAAGGGAAUAAUGGUUGGUAAUAUUUUGGGCAGUGAACUUUGUUAAGAUGCCUGAAGCUAACGAAAGUUAAUCCUGUAUUUUGGUAGGUGUCUUUUUCUUUUACAAUAACUGGUCUUUAAUGUAAUGUAAUCAAUAGAAUGGAUAUUAUAAACUAAAAGUCAAAACCAGAAUGGGGCAUCUACUGGAUUUAUGUAUUGAUGGAAAUGUUCACAUUUUACUGAAAUGUAAGUAAAAUAUUGCACUGCAUUGAAGGCUGUAUUCUUAAGUGGAAACAAACAGAGAAUUUUUCAUAGUGGUUAUGAAAUUCACUAAUUUGGCUGAUUAGUUUUCAAAUAAGCAUUGCAGAGACCAAAGGUCCACGACCAUUUAACAGCCUGUGCAAGAGGCUUGGUAAAAUCUUGAGAUACAUUGUGCAUUUUAUACUAUGUCCGCUAUUAUUGAUGUUUAUGGAUACAGUGUGCGCACUUGUGGAAACAACAGAUUCCAAACAGAAUGAAAUUACAAUAUUCAAUAAUUAAAAUGUGGACUAUUCUUUAUGAA